AGAGAGAGAGAGGGAGAGGGAGAGAGGAGCAGCAGGGGCAGAAAGGGAGGGAAGCAGAAAGCCAAGUCCGAGGGAAGGAGCAGGAGAGGCUAGAAAUAGGGGAAGGAGCCUGAGAGAGGAGCAACAGCUUUCCGGAGCAGGCUGCACUGAACUGGCUGGCUUCUACUUGAUUUUUCUUUUCCUUUUUAUUUUUUAAAGAGAAGCAGGGAACAGAAGCAAUGGCCGAGGGAGAAGACAAGCCGAGGUGCUGGUGACCCUGGGCGUCCAAGUGGAUUAUUGGGGCUGCUCUCCAAGGGCCUGUCCUCCCGGCCUUCCAAUUGCACAUAAGCCCCCUUCCCAGCCAAUGAAGACGAGAGGCAGCGUGAACAAAGUCAUUUAGAAAGCCCCCGAGGAAGUGUAAACAAAAGAGAAAGCAUGAAUGGUGUGCCAGAGAGACAAGUGUGUCCUGCGCUGCCCCCACCUUUAGCUGGGCCAGCAGCCUCCCAGCCCUGCCUCUCCCCACCUACUCACUGGUGAUCUGACUUUUUUUUUUUUUUAACAUUUUUUUUUUCUUUUCUUUUCCAUUCUCUUUUCUUAUUCUCCUUCGGGGCAAGGCAAGGAUUUUGAUUUGGGGCCCCAGCCAUGGUCCCUCUGCUCCUUCUUUAAAAUACUCACUUUCUCCCCAUCGCCAAGCGCCGUUUGGCAAUAUCAGAUAUCCGCUCUAUUUAUUUUUACCUAAGGAAAAACUCCAGCUCCCUUCCCACUCCCAGCUGCCUUGCCUCCCCUCCCAGCCCUCUGCUUGCCCUCCACCUGGCCUGCUGGGAGCCAGAGCCCAGCAGAACCUGUUUAGACACAUGGAGAAGAAACCCAGAGCUGCAAGGCACACAGCCGGCUUCUUCGUGCUCAGGGUUGCCAGCGCUUCCUGGAAGUCCUGAAGCUCUCGCAGUGCAGUGAGUUCAUGCACCUUCUUGCCAAGCCUCAGUCUUCGGGAUCUAGGGAGGCCGCCUGGUUUUCCUCCCUCUUUCUGCACGUCUGCUGGGGUCUCCUCCUCGCCAGGCCUCGCAGCCCCCCUGGCCUCUCUCCCCGGCUCGCGCAUGAAGAUGCACUUGCAAAGGGCUCUGGUGGUCCUGGCCUUGCUGAACUUUGCCACGGUCAGCCUCUCUCUGUCCACUUGCACCACCUUGGACUUCGGCCACAUCAAGAAGAAGAGGGUGGAAGCCAUUAGGGGACAGAUCUUGAGCAAACUCAGGCUCACCAGUCCCCCCGAGCCAUCGGUGAUGACCCACGUCCCCUACCAGGUCCUGGCCCUUUACAACAGCACCCGGGAGCUGCUGGAGGAGAUGCACGGGGAGAGGGAGGACGGCUGCACUCAGGAAAACACGGAGUCGGAGUACUAUGCCAAAGAAAUCCAUAAGUUCGACAUGAUCCAGGGCCUGGCGGAGCACAAUGAGCUGGCCGUCUGCCCCAAAGGAAUCACCUCCAAGGUUUUCCGCUUCAACGUGUCCUCAGUGGAGAAAAAUGGAACCAACCUGUUCCGAGCAGAAUUCCGGGUCUUGCGGGUGCCCAACCCCAGCUCCAAGCGCAACGAGCAGAGGAUCGAGCUCUUCCAGAUACUCCGGCCGGAUGAGCAUAUCGCCAAACAACGCUAUAUCGGUGGCAAGAACCUGCCCACGCGGGGCACCGCUGAGUGGCUGUCUUUUGAUGUCACUGACACUGUGCGUGAAUGGCUCUUGCGAAGAGAGUCCAACUUAGGUCUGGAAAUCAGCAUCCAUUGUCCAUGUCACACCUUUCAGCCCAAUGGAGAUAUCCUGGAAAACAUUCACGAGGUGAUGGAAAUCAAAUUCAAAGGUGUGGACAGUGAAGAUGAUCAUGGCCGUGGAGACUUGGGGCGCCUCAAGAAGCAGAAGGACCACCACAACCCUCAUCUAAUCCUCAUGAUGAUUCCCCCACAUCGGCUGGACAACCCGGGCCAGGGGGGUCAGAGGAAGAAGCGGGCCCUGGACACCAAUUACUGCUUCCGCAACUUGGAGGAGAACUGCUGUGUGCGCCCUCUCUACAUUGACUUUCGACAGGAUCUGGGCUGGAAAUGGGUCCAUGAGCCUAAGGGCUACUAUGCCAACUUCUGCUCAGGCCCUUGCCCGUACCUCCGCAGUGCGGACACAACCCACAGCACGGUGCUGGGACUGUACAACACCCUGAAUCCCGAAGCAUCUGCCUCACCUUGCUGUGUGCCCCAGGACUUGGAGCCCCUGACCAUCCUGUACUAUGUCGGGAGGACCCCCAAGGUGGAACAGCUCUCUAACAUGGUGGUGAAGUCCUGUAAGUGUAGCUGAGGCCCCGCCUGUGACGUUGAGAGAGGAGAGAGAAGUGCCACUGCCUGCCUGCCUGCUCCUCGGGAAACACAAAAGCAACAGACCUCACCUAGAGGCCUGGAGCCACAACCUUCAGCUCCAGGCACAUGGCUGAGAUGGAGGUUCCGGAACCUCCUGGAACAUUUCUCUUUCUUGCUGGCUCUGAGAAUCACUGUGGUAAAGAAAGUGUGGGUUUGGUUAGGGGAAGGCCGAACUCUUUAGAACACACAGAUCUUCUGUGACAUAGACAGAGGUGGUGGGGACAGAGGAAGAGGGAUGACAAGUCGACACGUCGUGCAGCAGUGGGAUUUGGGAUAUCCUAGGGAGGACGAAGGGCAGAGAAUGGCCAGGACAGGGCCAGACUGGAAGACACUGCUGAGCUGAGGUCAGCUUUGCUCAUCGCUGCCCCUCAUCUGCUCUAGGGAAUCUGGACUACGUUAUACAAGGCAAGCAUUUUUCUUCAGACAGGUUACCAAGACAAAGUCCCAGAAUUGUAUCUCACACUCCCUGGGAUUCAGGACAAAUCUGUUCUUUUUGCAAAUUUUCCCCUUGACAUCAAUCAGCAUCAAGGGUCAUUACAGGGAGAAAAUCCAGGUAAUGUAGUUCCAGGGCCGUCACCUAUACUGGGCCCUGUGGAUAUGCUGAACUCAGAAGCAGAAGGUGGGAAUUAACCCUCUCCUGUCUGCCCUCUGGGGGCCUCCUCUCGCCUUCUUCCUCCCCUUGGACAUCUGGCUAGACACCUUCCAGGUCAGGGUGCACGUGUCUGGAUCUUGGGUCUGUGCAGCCUUGGGGCCAUGUGGGUUCUGCCCUCGCUCCCCAAGACCCUGUGCUCAUCUAGUGUUCCUGGAAGCAGGUGCUAAACAUGUGAGGCACGCGGGGAAGUCGACAUGUGCCACACAAUGACUUGGCCCCAGAUGCAUAGACUGAGGUAUAAAGACAAAUACAGAUAUUACUCUCAAAAUCUUUGUAUAAAUAAAUAUUUUUGGGGAAUCUUGGAUCAUUUCAUCUUCUGGAAGAUUGUUUCUAGAACAGUAAAAGCCUUAUUCUAAGGUGUAA
Molecule: messenger RNA, 3386 nt
Organism: Equus caballus (horse)
Lineage: Eukaryota; Metazoa; Chordata; Mammalia; Perissodactyla; Equidae
Gene: TGFB3
Product: transforming growth factor beta 3
Biological process (GO): regulation of cell population proliferation; transforming growth factor beta receptor signaling pathway
Cellular component (GO): extracellular region
Molecular function (GO): growth factor activity; cytokine activity; transforming growth factor beta receptor binding
Source: RefSeq, a predicted model, not a curated record